Ectocarpus siliculosus is the source of this 260-nucleotide messenger RNA. Lineage: Eukaryota; Phaeophyceae; Ectocarpales; Ectocarpaceae. The record is from the annotation of a GenBank genome assembly.
AUGGAAAAAGCAGCGGCGGCGGAAAAAGCGGCGGCGGGGGGAACGGCGGCGGGGGGAAAAGAAGCGACGGGGGGAAAGGCGGCGGCGGAAAAAGAGUCGGCGGCGGAAAAGGUGGCGGAAAAGGUGCCGGAAACGGGGGGACGAGAGCUGACCGCUGGCGCUACCAGCACUCCACCAGCACCUGGCUCUGCUGCCGCCGCUGCCGCCGCCACCACCGCUCCAGACUCCGAAAAGAACGGCGCGUCGGCCGAAGGGGGUUC